CUAAAAGAAAAUCUUCUCUCUGUUACUAAGAAAAAGUAAAAAAGAAAAAAGAAAAAGCUCCCUUCCCGUUCCCCAUUCUCCCUCCCCAGUGUUGGAUAACGCCGCCGCCGCCGCCUCCCAUCUUCUCGUCGUUCUCGGAGGACGAGGGCAGGAAGGAUAUCGCCUCCGGUGGCUGCACCGUCGUGCCCUCCAGCCGCGCCGCCGUAUCAACGGGACCUUGCGCGGCUCCCUAUUAUUUCAGCUCCACCCGCGCCACCAUCGACGGCGCGGCUCCUCGCGCGGAUGCAGCGGCGCUCCUGGCCGGUAGAGGAGUGAGAGGCCACUGCUUCCUCAGCAUGGUCCUGCUCGCCGACGACGAAGCCCUCCGAGGAGACGGCUCCACUGCUCCGAGCUCCUCCGACCUACUGCUGCCAGCGCCAUGGAGGUAGUCGUCCAACAAGAGCGACGUACGUGUGAUCAAGGAAGGGACAUGCAUAUGGAAGCAGUAAUAAAGCUGCUACCCGACGACGUGCUCGCGGACAUCCUCCGCCGUCUCCCGCCGCGCAGCCUCGCGACGUCACGCUGCGUCUGCAAGGCCUGGCACGACAUGAUCGACGCCGGCCAGCUGCUACGGGCGGACCUCCUUCCGCACACGCUCGGCGGGAUCUUCAUAGACUUCCGCUUCCUGCAGGUCUCCGAGCUCUUCCGUCCGUCGACCAGGACCGCGGUCUCCGGCGACCUCACCUAUAGCUCGGCCAACGCCGCCGUCAGCGAGCACUGCAACGGCCUCGUCCUACUACCCUCCCACACGGUGGUCAACCCCGCGACGCGGCAGUGCGCGCAGCUGCCGCCGCUGCCACCGCUGCCCUCGCGCGCCGGGAUGGAGGAUUUCUACGUCUUGGGAGGAGACAAGUUUCUGGUGUUUGAUCCCAGCGUCUCUCCUCACUACGAGGUGGUCUCGAUCCCUCUCGUUCCAUUUGAGGAGAGGCUGGGCCGGAUGCCCAGGGAAUCGGAGUGGCCGCCGUCGCUGUUCGUCCUGCCCGUCUACUCGUCGGAGACGAAACGGUGGGAGGAGAGGCCGUUCGUCCGGCAAGGAAGCGCCGCGGGAACCAUCGCCGGCAUGCUGGAGGAGGACAGGCUACACCUGGGCGUGAAGCGCUACGGCGUGUACCUGCGCGGGGCGCUCUACGUGCAGAUCCAAAACGACUUCUGCUGCAGGAUAUCGAUGGCGGACCGUAAGUAUCGGGUGAUCCGCCCUCCGGCGGGCAUGGAGAUGGCCGAGUAUCCGGAGCUUCAUCUGGGCAAGUCGGGGAACGAGGUCCGCUGCGCGCUGGUGGAAGACGCGUUCAGAUUUCUCCGGGUUUGGGGGCUGGACGAGUCGCGCGGGCGAUGCAAGUGGGCGCUGAAGCAUCGCGUCGACCUUCGGCAAGCGCUGGCACGUGGGAUGUGCCGUCGGGAAGAAACCGACGAGCGUUGGAUCCUGGAAAAUGUCAACGACGGCGGCGGCGGCUCCGACGGAGAAGAAGAAGGCGACGAUCAGGCACCGGCCAAAUCUGAUUAUAUGAGUUUCCUCGGGUUCCAUCCUUUUGAGGAUGUCGUCUUCUUGUGCGAUACUUUGACGAGGGGGUUGGCCUAUCAUUUGAAGCGCUCGAGGCUUGAGUACAUGGGCAUCCUGCGUCCAAGGCACUACGGCCAUAUCGCUGGCUCGGUUGCAGGUGUAAAUGCAUCUUUUCCCUACACGCCCUGUGGGAUGGGGGAACUGUCGUAAUAUAUAUAUCGUCGUCGCCGGCACAAGUGCCCCGCCGCGGAGCCUGGGCUGGGCGCACGGACGGCGCAGCAGCCCGCUGUAGAGCGGAGACGGUGAGUGACAACUUACAAGCAAGGCCACGCCGCGAUGACGGAGUCAGCGGGAGCAGCGGCAUGGACGGGGCCGGCAAGACGACGGCGCUCAAGGAACAGCGCAUGCAUGCGUCGGCGACAACCGGAUGCCGCGGAGACGGCUGCCGAAGACCGAGCUCGCGGGGACGGACAGUUGGAGGUUGGGCGGGCGACGAACCGUUGAAGGCAGGUCCAGGAUGGCAAGCUCUCCACUGUGGCGGAAGGAGCUGAGAGCGCAGGAUUAUUAUUAUUACUAUUUGCAUUUCCUUGGAAAGUUUUCACGUUCAUGAAUAAGAUUAGUGAUGGCUACUACUCCCUCUGUACCGAAAUACUUAAGUUUCCUCAACUACAAGUAUUUCGGUACAGAGGGGGUGCUAGUGAUAUGGGAAUCGAUGCAUUCAUUUUGUUGUAGUUCCUCCGAAGAUAAGAGUCUUGAUUGUUUUGUAAUAGAAAC
This is a messenger RNA of Triticum aestivum (bread wheat), 2311 nucleotides long. RefSeq lists its product as uncharacterized. The coding region runs from base 419 to 1747 and encodes 442 amino acids. The record is from RefSeq and is a predicted model, not a curated record. The transcript has 2 exons. Gene Ontology annotation, molecular function: protein binding. Lineage: Eukaryota; Viridiplantae; Streptophyta; Magnoliopsida; Poales; Poaceae.